Saccoglossus kowalevskii is the source of this 1371-nucleotide messenger RNA. RefSeq names its product RNA-splicing ligase RTCB. Gene Ontology annotation, molecular function: RNA ligase (ATP) activity; RNA ligase (GTP) activity. Gene Ontology annotation, cellular component: nucleus; tRNA-splicing ligase complex. Gene Ontology annotation, biological process: tRNA splicing, via endonucleolytic cleavage and ligation. The record is from RefSeq and is a predicted model, not a curated record. Lineage: Eukaryota; Metazoa; Hemichordata; Enteropneusta; Harrimaniidae.
AUGACUACCAUAAGAACAUAUCAAGAAGAACUUAAAUUUAUUGAGAAAAUUGAUAAGAACUGUUGGAAAAUAAAGAAAGGGUUUGUCCCUAAUAUGCAGGUUGAAGGUUGUUUUUAUGUGAAUGAUGUCCUUGAACGGUUAAUGUUUGAUGAGCUGAGAAAUGCUUGCAGAAAUCCUGGAAUGGGUGGAUUUUUACCUGGCAUGAAACAGAUUGCUAAUGUAGCAGCAUUACCUGGUAUUGUACACAAAUCUGUUGGUCUCCCUGAUGUACACUCUGGGUAUGGGUUUGCAAUUGGCAAUAUGGCUGCCUUUGAUAUGAGUAACCCAGAUUCAGUGGUAUCACCGGGUGGGGUUGGAUUUGAUAUCAACUGUGGUGUGAGACUUCUGAGAACUAAUCUUUGUGAGAAAGAUGUGCAACCAGUGAAAGAACAACUUGCACAGUCUAUGUUUGAUCACAUACCAGUAGGAGUUGGAUCUAAAGGUGUUAUACCAAUGACUGCAAGAGAUCUUGAAGAAGCCUUGGAAAUGGGCAUGGACUGGUCACUAAGAGAAGGCUAUGCCUGGGCUGAAGAUAAGGAACAUUGUGAAGAAUUUGGUCGUAUGCUACAAGCUGACCCAAAUAAAGUCAGUCCUAGAGCUAAAAAAAGGGGUUUACCUCAGCUGGGUACACUUGGUGCUGGUAAUCAUUAUGCUGAGAUACAAGUAGUGGAUGAGAUCUAUGAUUCACAUGCCAGUAAAAAGAUGGGUAUUGACUUUGUAGGACAAGUAUGUGUUAUGAUACACAGUGGUAGUCGGGGAUUAGGUCAUCAAGUUGCAACAGAUGCUCUUGUACAAAUGGAGAAAGCCAUGAAGAGAGAUAAGAUAGAAGUAAAUGAUCGUCAGUUGGCUUGUGCUAAAAUAACAUCUCAAGAAGGUCAAGAUUAUCUCAAAGGAAUGGCUGGUGCUGCUAACUAUGCAUUUGUUAAUAGGACUAGUAUGUGUUUUCUGACACGGCAGGCAGUAGCCAAAGUAUUCAAUACCACACCAGAUGAUCUUGAUAUGCAUAUGAUCUAUGAUGUGUCUCAUAAUAUAGCAAAGAUUGAACAACAUAUCAUUGAUGGUAAAGAGAAGACAUUAUUGGUCCAUCGUAAGGGAUCUACAAGAGCAUUUCCUCCUCACCAUCCUCUCAUACCAGUAGACUAUCAGAUGACUGGUCAGCCAGUGUUGAUUGGUGGUACUAUGGGUACAUGUAGUUAUGUAUUGACUGGAACUGAUGAAGGCAUGUCCCGGACGUUUGGUACAACGUGUCAUGGCGCUGGGAGGGCAUGGUCCAGAGCUAAAUCUCGGCGAAAUCUUGACUACCAUGAUGUGCUAUCUAAACUGGCAGAUCAA